Molecule: messenger RNA, 2423 nt
Organism: Thunnus maccoyii (southern bluefin tuna)
Lineage: Eukaryota; Metazoa; Chordata; Actinopteri; Scombriformes; Scombridae
Exons: 2
Coding region: 456-2423 (655 amino acids)
Source: RefSeq, a predicted model, not a curated record
CUUGUUUACACUUCCUUUCUUCGUUUGCCGGCUUUCCCGGUGCAGAAGUCACUGACGAUAAACUGUAAUGAUCUGCACCACUAAGUUGUACUACUUGUACCACUCUUAUACUGCAAGUAAAGGAAUUAAACGACAAUGAUGACUCUGUGCUCCCUGACCGGAGCCCUGUAGUGGUCAAUCAUAACACAGACCAGUUUCAGGGGGUUGAGUACCCAACAAAGGUCCUUCGAGACGGAUAUAAUUGGCUACUGCAGAAAAUGUCAUCACAAGAUAAGUCAGCGUCUCUGCCCCUCCUGGAUGCUCAGGAGCGUCAGGAGAGGCGUCACCGCACCCCCAGACAUCUCGAAGACUACAUCCUUGCCUACCACCCUCAGUGACCUGCCCUUUCCUCCCACCCUACAGAGAGAGAGCCAGAGGAGCAGAGAGGAGCAGCAGCCGCUGUGGACAGCGGUCAAAUGGAUGCAGCUGCUCAUCUGGACAAACGUGUAGCCUCGCGCAGCCCCAGCUCAGGUGAACUGCUUAGCACUACUUCACUUAGAAAACUCAUUGAAUCCAUCUCCAGAAGCGAGAUGGAGGAGAACGCUGAAGUGGCCCAGCUCACCAAUAAGCUCCGUCAGUACGAAACCCGACAGCGUCGCCGCCAGGAGCUCUUGGAACACAUUACAUCAUUCCUAAUGGAAGAAGAGGUAGAUGAGGAUCAUAACAGAGGGAAGGGAGAUACACCCACACUACCAGCCUCAGUCCCUCACCCUCAUACAACUCCCAUCUCUCCAAACCAUUCUCCUCCUCCACCAGUAAAGCAAGCACACGACAUGGAGCCUCAGCCUGGCGGACACAUAAGAGCAUGUUUGUCUAUGGGACCAGAGAGGGAGACUAAGGUGAGAGACUACACCCCUGCAUCAGAAAGGGAGAGAACAAAUUCUGCAUUUACACCAGUACACCCAACCCCUUUAAAGUGUCCAUGCUCACCCCAUUCCACUCUCUCAUCUGGCAUGGUGACACCAACACUGGGUCAGCGGUACCCCACCAAGCCGGGCCAUCUGCAACUGCAGACCACUGUGCUACCUCACCUCUAUGAUGAUUCUGGACAAGGCCUCCAGCCCCAAGUACAACAGCAGCUAACUGCUACAGCCCCUGCCUACAAGCCCACCGCUGCAUCUUACAGUUAUCCUGCUGCACUGCACUAUAACCCACUACAAGAGACACCUCAGGCUUCAAGCUAUGGCCCACGUUACUAUGUUCCUGAGACUUUCCCAAUGGCACCACCUAAGCAUCCAUUAUCUGCUCCAGGAGUAGGUGGUUCACUUCUAGCUGUUCAGCCGCAGCUGCCAUCUAGUCAGACUGUGCCCCCAUUCAGCUAUGGCCCACCACCUCGCUCAGUAUAUGGUGUGCCGCAACCCAAAAUCCCAGACUUCUCCACAGACAGUGAAAAGGAGUUUGCUAAUUUGAGGCUGGCCCUAGAUAACUUGCUUGAGCCUCACCCGCAGCUGAAUGAGAAGUACAAAUAUCAUGUGCUACUUGAACAUCUCAAGCUGCCUGAGGCUCAGAUGGUCGGUCAGUCAUGCCGUCAUCACCCUUAUCCAUAUUCAGCAGCCAUGCAAGCUCUGCAGCUCCAGUAUGGUCAGCCACACCAGCUGGCACAAAGUGAGAUAGCAGCCAUUCUAACCACACCGGACGUGAAGCCAGGUGACGCCCGUACUUUCCAGAGCUUCGCCCUACGAGUCCACCUCUUGGUGAGUAUGCUGCUCUCCUUGGAGGGACCACGCGGUAUGGAGCUCAAUUGCUGCUCCCAUGUUGAUCGCUUACUCAGUAAGCUACCCAAGUAUCACAGAGACGGGUUUAUUGAAUAUCUGCAGCUGCAGGGAAAGCUCAACAGCACAAGCCUUAACCCCUACAACCUGCAGGACCUGAAUGGAUGGCUUCAGGUUAAAGCCCAGCAGCAGCGUCUGUCCAACCGAUUGGUGCAGCGCUACCAACAGGAGAAAUUUCUGAGUAAUGGGAAAGAGAAGACCCUGUCUAAGGGCGAAGGGCAAAGUGUAGCUGUAUAUCAUGGUGCAGAGCCCACACAACCCAGCGUCUCCAGUAAUCCCACACCAUCCAAUAAUAAGAGACAAUUCAAGACGCAUUGCCUCUUCUGUGACAGCAAGGAGCACUACAUUAGCCGCUGUCGCAACAUUAAAGAGCAGCCAGUGGCAGACCUGGUGAAGUGGCUAGGGGAAGGAAGGCGCUGUUGGAAGUGUGCACGAGCUCAUGCGCCUGAGUCAUGUAACCUCAAGAAACCCUGUGGCGAAUGCGGUGGCAUACACCUCCAGGUCCUACAUGAUGCAGCCCAACGUCACUCCAUAGAUCCACAGUCAAGGGCCUCGGAAAGUCAAGUCUAUCUGACACCCAGCAUUGCAUCGAGUACUCCUGUACUCCUGUAA